CAGGAUUCAACAUUUAGCUAUGAUGGGGUCCAGCCUACUCCUUGGUUAGAUAUGUCAAUAUCUUCUAAUGGGCAAUCGAAAUAUACGAAUUUCCACAAUGGACGGCCAUCAUCAGGUGCAGCCCAAGCAUUUGGAUACCUGAACCACAUGUACCCUAACAUGGCCUACUGUCACUAUGGAGAUACCAUUAGAGGGGGUUCUGGUUUCGGAUCAUAUGGCUACUAUAACUGGAAGAAGGGGCAAAGUUUCUAUAAUGUUGGUAACAACAACAAAUAUAAUGGUCAUGGUUAUGGAAAACAUAAUAUGGAUGGUUUAAAUGAGCUGAACAAAGGACCUAGAGUAAAAGGGUGUAAGAACAAGGAUGGUACAAAACUAGCUAUUGAAGACCAGAACCUUCCACUGACUGAUAGCAAUAAGAACAGUGUUUAUCUUGUGCCAGAUAUGGAGCAGUAUAAUAAGGAAGAUUUUCCUGAGAGUAUCAAAUGCAAAGUUUUUGUCAUUAAAUCUUACAGUGAGGAUGAUGUCCACAAAAGCGUCAAAUACAAUGUGUGGGCCAGUACAUCUAAUGGCAACAAGAAACUUGAUGCAGCAUUCCGUGAGGCCAAGGAUAAGUCUGAUGCCUGUCCUGUUUUUCUAUUGUUCUCAGUUAAUACCAGUGGGCAAUUUGUUGGAGUAGCAGAGAUGGUUGGCCAAGUUGAUUUUAACAAUACUGUAGAAUAUUGGCAGCAAGACAAGUGGACUGGUUGCUUCCCUGUGAAGUGGCACAUCAUUAAGGAUGUGCCAAACAUUGCACUGAGGCACAUAACACUUGAGAACAAUGAGAACAAGCCCGUCACUAAUAGUAGGGACACCCAGGAGGUUUAUUUUGAGCAGGGGGUUCAAAUUCUCAAAAUCUUUAAGGAUCAUUCCAGCAAGACAUGCAUUCUUGGAUUUGAAUUUUAUGAGGCUCGUCAAAAGACAAUCCAAGAGAAAAAGGCUAAGCAUCAGUUGUUGCAAAAAAAAAUUUUGAGGGGGGGACCUAAUGAUUCUGUUGUGAUUGACAAAGAAAACGUGACAAUAGAAAAAAACACUUUGGAAAAACCUGUAGGGGAAGCCUUGAUAAAAGAGCCAACUGUUGUAUCAACAGAGGUGGUAAAGGCUAAUGGAGAUGGGAAACCUAUAGAAGAGAAUGGAUCAGUUACAGCAACUGACGGUUGCCACAAAUCAAUUUCUGUUGCAACUGGGGAGGUAGGAUUGAGAGAUACCUUUCAGCAUUUCCUUGUAGGCAAAAUAGCAAUUAGCAACAUAGUGAAACUGAAUGUGUUUGAGAUUUUGGAGGAAUUGGUAAAGGUUCUGAAAAUACCAGUAUUCAUGAUGAUGAGCAACCGGGUACUGGUUCUGUGA
Hibiscus syriacus is the source of this 1383-nucleotide messenger RNA. Its product is annotated as YTH domain-containing protein ECT3-like. Gene Ontology annotation, cellular component: cytoplasm. The record is from RefSeq and is a predicted model, not a curated record. Gene Ontology annotation, molecular function: mRNA binding. Gene Ontology annotation, biological process: mRNA destabilization. Lineage: Eukaryota; Viridiplantae; Streptophyta; Magnoliopsida; Malvales; Malvaceae.